Prunus armeniaca (apricot) is the source of this 621-nucleotide messenger RNA. The record is from the annotation of a GenBank genome assembly. NCBI's taxonomy places the organism in Eukaryota, Viridiplantae, Streptophyta, Magnoliopsida, Rosales, Rosaceae.
AUGAGAUAUGCAUACCCCUGGUGGAAAGAGAAGGAAAUAGAUUCAGAGAAGAAAAGGAAAGCAGGAUUGUGCCCUUUAACCCCUGAAGAAACUGCACUAGCGUUGAGGGCACUUGACAUUGAUCCUAAUAUCCAAGUCUAUAUUGCUGCUGGAGACACAUACAGGGCUGAGAGGAGAAUGGCACCUCUGAAAGAAGCUUUCCCAAACUUGGUGAAAAAGGAGACAUUGGUGGAAGCAUCAGAUCUUGUGCCCUUCCAAAACCAUUCAAACCAAAUGGCAGCAUUGGAUUAUUAUGUGUCGAUAGACAGUGACAUUUUUGUGCCAACAUAUGGAGGCAACAUGGCAAAAGUAGUGGAAGGGCACAGAAGAUACUUGGGGUACAAGAAAACCAUUCUUCUAGACAGAAGGGUUCUGGUUGAUCUGAUAGACCAGUACAACAAUGGAACUCUGAGCUGGAACCAACUCUCAGUUAGAGUGAAGGCUGCUCAUGCCGACCGCAUGGGAAACCCUACUACAAGAUUGGAGGUUCCAGGAAAACCCAAAGAAGAAGAUUACUUCUAUACAAACCCUCAGGAGUGUUUGCCACUUGUUAAUGAUGAAGAUAUGAACCAAGAAGACUAG